GCAAAAGGUACAAAUAGAUAUUCCGAAAUCGGGUCUAACCUGUACUUCUACCAAGAUAACAAAGUUGGAAGCAUGAAUGUUAUGCUGCAGCUCGUACCUUUGCUAUGCGUUUUAGAAUCAAAUAUCAUGGUUUCUGGAGAGAGUAGAGGCUCUUCAGAGACAGCUUUGCACAGGGAUACAAGACAACUUAAUGCUCCCUCUCCAAUUGACUGUAAGCUGAGCAGCUGGAGUGAAUGGGGACCAUGUGACCCAUGCUUAAAUCAAAGGUUUCGCUCUAGAAGUAUUGUGAGAUUUGGACAAUUUGGAGGAAGGAAAUGCCUGGAAUCUUUGGGAGAUACUCAAAAGUGUAACAGCAACAGAGCUUGUCUUGAAAUGGAAGCUGAUUGUGGAGCUGACUUUACGUGCGACUCAGGUCGCUGUGUCAAGAUGCGGCUUAUGUGUAAUGUAGACAAUGACUGUGGAGACUACUCUGAUGAAAAUGACUGUGAAGCAGAGCCACGAUCACCCUGUCGGAAUCAGGAUAUCGAUGUAUCAGAAAUUGGAAGGACUGCAGGCCAUGGAAUCAAUAUUCUAGGGAUGCAGCCAAUGGCCAGCCCAUUUGAAAACGAGUAUUUUAAUGGCCUUUGUGAAAGAGUGCGUGAUGGAAAUACAAAGACAUAUUACCGCAAGCCGUGGAAUGUUGCUGUACUUAAUUAUGAUACAAGAGCAGACAAGAGUUUCACAACUGAGUCCUACCAUGAUCGAGUAGAGGUGUUCAAAGAGGUUCUCAAAACAAAACAAGAAUAUUUUGAGUAUGGAAUGGUUUUGAAAUUGAAACCUACAGAAAAAACAAAAGAAGCUUUGAAUUUUUCUAGUGGCUACAAAUAUUCUGCGGAAGGAAGUUUUCAUUCUAUCCUGCAUUAUGACCAAGAAAGGAACCAAACCUUUCUGCUUGUAAAAGGAAAAGUACAACUAGGAAGAUUUCAAAUGCGUAGUCGUGAUGUUCGUCUAACAGAUGCUUUCCUUGAUGAUUUAAAUUUUCUGCCAGUUGAAUAUGACAAAGGGGAAUAUUUUAGAUUUCUAGAAAAUUAUGGAACUCACUACGCUGUCUCUGGGACUGUGGGAGGAAAAUAUGAACUCGUAUAUGUGUUGGAUAAUUAUGCCAUGAAUUUAAAAGGCAUCCAUGUAGAAGAUGUAAAGAAAUGUCUUGGCUAUCAUUUAGAUACCAGUUUAGUAUCAAAAGAUUUGGAUUACCAAUUAAAAAUUAAAGGUGGUAAAUGUGAAAACAUCACCAUAACUUCAACAUUGGAGAAAAAACAUGAUGCAGUGAUUGAUGAUGUCCUUUCUUUUGUUGAUGGAGGGAAGAUUGAUUUUUCAGUUAAGAUAAAAGAAAUGCUACUGAGAGGAGCCCAAGUGGUUGAUAUACAGGAUUACCUGCAGUGGGCCACCUCACUGGUGGAUGCUCCAGUGGUGAUACAACAGAGGCCAUCUCCAAUCCAUACGCUUGUUCCAGUUAAGAUGAGAGAUGCGCAUACGAAGAAACAAAAUUUGGAAAGAGCAAUUGAGGACUAUGUGACUGAACAUAGUGUGUGCAAAUGCGAGCCUUGCCAAAAUGGUGGCACUUUGGUGGUGAUAGACGGAGAGUGCAUCUGUAUGUGCUCCAGCUAUUUUAAGGGAAUUGCCUGCCAGAUUGCCAAAGGAAAAGAAAGUGAAGCUAAGCAAGUCACUAAUGGAGGCUGGAGCUGCUGGACUGCCUGGUCCCCCUGCGUGCGAGGAGAACAUACUCGAACGCGUCAAUGUAAUAAUCCCGAACCGGGCCCUGGAGGCAAGCAAUGCGAAGGUGAAAGUAUCGAAACAAGCUUCUGUGCUGAAGAACUAUAGUCGUACCAGUUUAAAAAUGGGUGAUUGCUAUGAAAACAAUACUCAGAUGUGCACAAACUCAAAACUACAAAUGUUGCAUCCAGCUGGCAGAGAAGGCAGCAAAGGACUAUCCAGAUGUAUGCUUCAUGAGUGCCUGCAGCUUGAAUGAUUUGUAAUCAAAACCAAAUAAGAUAAAAUAAACAUGUUUAAGGAUA
Messenger RNA from Alligator mississippiensis (American alligator), 2054 nucleotides. RefSeq names its product complement C9 (gene C9). Gene Ontology annotation, molecular function: protein binding. NCBI's taxonomy places the organism in Eukaryota, Metazoa, Chordata, Crocodylia, Alligatoridae. Bases 73 to 1860 code for a protein of 595 amino acids. Gene Ontology annotation, biological process: immune response. The transcript is spliced from 12 exons. Gene Ontology annotation, cellular component: membrane attack complex. The record is from RefSeq and is a predicted model, not a curated record.